Messenger RNA from Colletotrichum costaricense, 867 nucleotides. RefSeq lists its product as uncharacterized. NCBI's taxonomy places the organism in Eukaryota, Fungi, Ascomycota, Sordariomycetes, Glomerellales, Glomerellaceae. The record is from RefSeq and is a predicted model, not a curated record. The coding region runs from base 1 to 867 and encodes 288 amino acids. The transcript has a single exon.
AUGAGCUUUCUCGGAGAUAUGGUCGAUGUCCUCGGAGAUGGUGCCGAGGAUGCUGGAGCUGAUGCCGGCGAGGCUGGCGAGGCCGGCGCUGAAAGCGUUGGGUCAGCCAGCGAGGUCCUCGAUAGCAUCGAUAUCGGGGGUGACACAGGUGAUAUUACUGAAGGCAGUGGAAACAUCGAAGGGGAUGUGAAAGAUGGAAUGGAGGAAAGCCAGAACGAAAUGAAGCAGGUCACCAAAGAACUUGAAGACGGUGCCCCUGACGCGGAGGAGAAUGCUGCAGCGCUUGAGUCCAAAUGGGCCACGAAGUUCAAGAACGUGUGGGCUUCAGCGAAGACCUUUGGCUCCUUCGUCGGUGUCGAGCUAGCGAAAGGCGCCCUGUUCACUGCCGGCACGAAGAUCCUACAAAUGGCGUUCGAUAAAGCCGCUGCUGCACCCGGAUCAAAUAAUACCGAUACGGCUCAAAUUACCAACAUUAUUAGCACCGUCAACAAGUCGGGCAAAACCCUGCAAGAUGCUCUUGAUACUUGGUCAAAGUGGCAGGCUGCCCACUACGACAACCGCGCUUCUUAUGGUACCAUUUCGGCUGCCGGAUUCGAUAUCCAGCUAUUCCAGAUCCUCCAAAACGACGUCUCUAGCCUUGGCGAUCAGCGAGACAAGAUGGUACCUCUCGUCAAAACGGCGCAGCAGGCUCAGACUUUGGACUCUGUUCAGGCCCUUCUGACAGCCGACAUCGCAUAUGCUCAGGCUGUCGUUGAUUUGAGUAAUCAAAUCAGCACCAAGAUGACGUCUAUGACGGAUGAUGGACUGAAAGCUAAGUCGGUUGAGGUACAGGCGGCUUACUCGAAUCUUACCGCCCUUAGCUCUUGA